Argentina anserina (silverweed cinquefoil) is the source of this 1590-nucleotide messenger RNA. RefSeq names its product pentatricopeptide repeat-containing protein At4g19440, chloroplastic. NCBI's taxonomy places the organism in Eukaryota, Viridiplantae, Streptophyta, Magnoliopsida, Rosales, Rosaceae. Gene Ontology annotation, molecular function: protein binding. The record is from RefSeq and is a predicted model, not a curated record.
AUGGAUUUAAGAAAGCUUCCGAUCGCCAAACCCGCUUCUCUCUUCUACCCAACCACGCGCCCCUUGACCGGCGUCACAUUCACCUUCCAACGCCGCCACGAGCCUCCUCCUCCUCAGCAGCCGCCGUCACAGCCUCCUUCCCCACCGCGGCCUCCCAACUCGGGUUUUCUCAACUGGGUAUCUUCUGUUCUCUCAAACCCAUCUCUGGAUUCUUCUAAAUGUGAAACCCUCAUACCCCUUUUGUCUCCUCACCAAUUUGAUCACUUGUCCUACUCCAUCAGGUCCAAUGUCAACCAAACAGCUCUUAAUUUCUUUCACUUUGCUUCUCACUCCUUUAAGUUUCGCUUUACUGUUCGGUCUUUCUGUGUUUUGAUUCAAUUGCUCAUUGCUUCAAAUCCCUUGUCCCUCCUGCUAGACUGCUUGAUUCGUUUGAUUGAUGGGAAUGUACCUGUUUCUCUAGUAAGCAUCAAGUUGGCCAUUGCGAUUUUGGAGUUGAACAAUGUGUCCCAACCUGCUGUUGGGACUCAGGCAUUGGAUAUGUUGGUUCAUGUUUACUGUACCCAGUUCAAGAAUUUGGGGUUUGGUUAUGCCGUUGAUGUGUUUGAGCACUUUUCAAAAAAGGGUGUGUUUCCAUCUUUGAAGACUUGUUUUCUGCUGAGUGCUUUAGUGAAGGCUAACGAGCUUGAGAAUUGCUAUUCUGUAUUUGAAGUUAUGAGCCGAGGUGUUUCUCCUGAUGUGUGCUUGUUUACUACUGCUGUCAAUGCGUUUUGCAAGGGAGGGAAGGUGGAUGAGGCAUUGGCUGUGUUCUCGAAAAUGGAGAGCGUUGGUGUUGCGCCGAAUGUGGUUACUUACAAUAGUGUUAUACACGGGUUAUGUAAGAGUAGAAGAUUGGAGGAGGCUUUUCAGUGUGCUUAUGGUUUGAUUAAGCAGGAGAAGUUUUACGAGGCAAAUUGUGUUUUCAAGGAAAUGCGUAGUAGGGGAUUUGUCCCGAAUGAGGUUUCAUAUAACACUCUGGUUGAUGGGUAUUGUACAAUGGGAAAUAUGGUUGAGGCAGUCAAGAUAAGGGAUGAUAUGGUAUCGAAUAGGGUUACGCCUAAUUCUGUUACUUUUAAUUCACUACUGCAUGGAUUGUGUAAAAGUAAUCAAUUUGAGCAUGCUGAGCAAUUUUUGGACAAGAUGCUAGCCAGUGGUUUACCGGUCAACCAAGUUGGGUUUUACUCUGUCAUUCACUGGUUAUGCACGAUAUCUAUUGAUGCUGCACUGAAAUUCACUACUGAAAUGUUAUCAAGAAACUUUAGCCCCAGUGAUAUUUUGCUUACCACAUUGUUUGUUGGGCUCUGUAAAGAUGGGAAGAAUUUAGAGGCAAUCGAAUUGUGGUUUAGGCUAUCAGAGAAGGGGUUUGUGACCAAGUCAAUGACCUCAGAUGCUCUACUCCAUGGACUUUGUAAGGUUGUUAGGCUAAUCAAGGAAAUGCUUGAGAAGGGUCUGACAUUGGAUAAGAUAUCAUAUGACACACUCAUAAAGGGAGUGGCGAGAGGUUUUGAGCUUAGGGAAGAGAUGUCUAAGCUACAGAUAAAAAAUUUAGGUUGA